Molecule: messenger RNA, 594 nt
Organism: Neltuma alba
Lineage: Eukaryota; Viridiplantae; Streptophyta; Magnoliopsida; Fabales; Fabaceae
Exons: 3
Coding region: 91-594 (167 amino acids)
Biological process (GO): meiotic cell cycle
Source: RefSeq, a predicted model, not a curated record
GAAAGUGGAGAUUUCCAGCGAUCAGGGCGAAGUAACACUGUCUGUUAAUGGUGCUCGUGUUUGUACCCCAUCAUAGUCGAAACUGCGACGAUGGAUGUCGAAGCACAUCGGAAUUUGCAUGACGGGGAAGCCGGGGAUUGCCGGAGUUUUGGUAGUAACAUAUAUCCAUAUAGCCAAUCAAGGAAAGUCUCCAUAGGAGUAAUGGUAAACUCGGGGGCUACAGCAAGACAUGAAGCCAUGACAGGAAAUGAGGUUAACAUGACCAAUAUGGAGAAGGUAAUCUCUAACGUAGGAAAUUUCGCUGGUGAAAAAGGCAAGGCUGAAGGAGCGAGGGCCUGCCCUAGCAUGAAGCCAAUUGGUCCAGAAGAGGUGAAGUUUGCUCGAAUCACUAAAUCCUUUUGCCAAAGAACACCCAAUUCUGAGACCGUUCUUCAAGCAAACCAAACCUCUAAUUUACUAGUCUUUACUAGGAGACAGGACAAACCUGAUGGGGAUGAUACUUUAAUUUUUCAUCGCAAUGAUCUUAACCAGAAAAACUUGAUGGAACAACCAGCAAACGAAAGGGAGGGAAGGAAGGAACCACUGGAAGGAUAG